GCUCCUUCGGAGCACCCGAAGGCGCCUGCCGGACCGGCCCUACCGCUGACGGGCAUGCGGCGGGCUCCCUUCGGGGCUCCGGGGACCUCCGGGCUCUGCCGUUUGUGCAGGUGCGCUGCGCAGCUCCGUCGCCCUCCCGCGGGGCGGCGAGGCUUCACACACCAGGAAGCGGAGGCGGCCGAUUCCCGUCCCCGUCGGGAGGGGGAGCCGUUGCAGCCGCUGGCCGGAGGGUCCCUCUCCGAGGGGCUGAGAGAGGAGGGGGAGGAGCCUCCCGCGUGGGCAGCCGAUGGCGAGGGAUGGAACCGAAGUGCGCCCUGGCAACCCGGUGGCUGCAGGGAUCCAGGGCCCCCCAUGCAGCCUGGAAGACGACGAGGUUUUCCUGGGCACCGAGGCCAGGCCCAGCACCACCCAAGCGGAUCCCUUCCGCCACUGCAGCGUGGAGGAGCUUUACGAGCUGCUGGAGACGCUGGGCAGCGGGCACUUUGGGGUGGUCCGGCGUUGCCAAGAACGGAGCACCGGCGUUUUCUACGCAGCCAAAUCCAUCAAGGUGCGGAAGCGCAAGGGCAGCCGGCUGGGGCUGGACCGCGAGCAGGUGGAGCGCGAGGUCUGCAUCCUGCAGCAGCUUCAGCACCCCAACAUUAUGCGCCUCUACGACGUCUUUGCCAACCAGGCCGAGAUGGUGCUGAUCCUUGAGCUCAUCCAGGGCGGCGAACUCUUUGACUUCAUUGCGGAGAAGGAGCUGGUCUCGGAGGACGGAGCCAUUGAGUUCCUGCAGCAGAUCCUGCUCGGCUUGGCCUACAUGCACGCCCACCGUAUUGCCCACUUCGACCUCAAGCCGGAGAACAUCAUGCUGCUUGAGAAGGACGCCCCCAGCCCCAAGAUCAAGAUCAUCGACUUUGGGCUGGCGCAGAAGCUGGAGGAGGGGGUGGCCUACAAAAGUCUCUGCGGGACCCCCCAGUACAUCGCUCCUGAAGUGAUCAACUACGAGGCCCUGAGCACAGCCACAGACAUGUGGAGCAUCGGGGUGAUCACCUACAUCUUGCUGAGCGGCAUGUCCCCAUUCCAGGGGGAGACGGAUGAGGAGACCCUAUCCAACGUGGUCUCCGGGAAUUACGAGUUCGAGGCCAAGUAUUUCAGCCAAACCUCGGAGAUGGCCAAGGACUUCAUCCAGAAGCUGCUGCUGAAGGAGCCCAGGGACCGAAUGACGGCCGCUGAAUGUCUCCUCCAUCCCUGGAUCAAGCCACUGACCCGCAAGCAGGCCAUGAACCGGAGCCGUUCCUCCAUCAACAUGAAAAACUUCCGCAAAUUCAACGCUCGCCGGAAGUGGAAGCUGUCCUACCACAUGGUCUCGGCCUGCAACCGUCUCGGCCGGCUGCGGCUCCUCUGCCUGCAGCAGAAGCUGGAGCAGGAGGCGGCGACGGCCCUGCGGGACUGCGAGAGUGACCAGGAAGACCAGCCCAGCAGCCCGGGGGUCUUGCUCCGCAGGCGUCGGAGCAUCUGUUCCUGAGUUCGGCAUUGGCUCCCGUCCACCUCCCUCCGUCCUUUGCCCAUGCUCAGAGGCCAGGAUGGCAGCCUCCUCUCCGGUCACGGGUGGGAGGAGGCAACGCCUGGCUCUUCUGAAUGGCCACAAGGGAGAGCGGGGGGGGGGUUCAGCUCCUCGGCACAGUGGGAGGAGGGACCUUCCCUGUCUUCCCCCUCCGGAUCACCUGAGCUCCUUUCCCUCCUCUUCAGCAUUUCACUUCUUGACCUGCCAGGGCGGGGCUGCUGUGUGCUGCCCCCCACACACCCCAGCAAGCCAGCCAUGGACGGGGGGGGGGGCAGCCUCACUGGGGUCCUUGAGAGGCACGGAGGCUCCCUUCUGAGAGGGGAGAGUUUGAAGAUUCCCUGAUGGGGCGUCCGAUGGGUCUCUGCUCUCCUAGACCCGUGUUUACGUGGUUGUGGGGAGAGACCCUUUUAAUGCAACGGGGAGGGUCUCUCGCUGUUCCCCCUACUCCUCCCCCUGCUUGGUCAAGCAUCUGACCAAGAGCAGCCUUGGGCAAGUGCCUGGCUGUUGUAAUUUUUUUUUUUAAAUACAUAUUGCCAAAAGGGAAAAAAAACACUAUUUGAA
Molecule: messenger RNA, 2107 nt
Organism: Crotalus tigris (Tiger rattlesnake)
Lineage: Eukaryota; Metazoa; Chordata; Lepidosauria; Squamata; Viperidae
Product: death-associated protein kinase 2-like
Exons: 13
Coding region: 287-1507 (406 amino acids)
Biological process (GO): protein phosphorylation; intracellular signal transduction; positive regulation of apoptotic process
Cellular component (GO): cytoplasm; nucleus
Molecular function (GO): ATP binding; protein serine/threonine kinase activity
Source: RefSeq, a predicted model, not a curated record